Molecule: messenger RNA, 2406 nt
Organism: Sodiomyces alkalinus F11
Lineage: Eukaryota; Fungi; Ascomycota; Sordariomycetes; Glomerellales; Plectosphaerellaceae
Exons: 2
Coding region: 1-2406 (801 amino acids)
Biological process (GO): regulation of DNA-templated transcription
Molecular function (GO): DNA-binding transcription factor activity; sequence-specific DNA binding
Source: RefSeq, a predicted model, not a curated record
AUGCCUAUGCCUGUCAUGCAGCCUCGAUACUCCAGUCCAGCAGCUACUUACCCCAGCCCCAACCACGAUCUAGCAAGGUGGCACGACCCCGCCGUUACCGGACCUUUUGCCGAUGGAACCACGCAGGCCGUGCAUCCGUACGCCAUGAUGGCCUCGCAACCGCCGCCGCCUCCGCAACAGUACGCCCAACCUUCCACGCCGAAUGGCACCACCGCUCUUGCACGUCGACACAUGAACCGGGCCCUGGUUCCUACCACCGCUGCGCACCCCCACUUCGACGACGCGGAGGCCUGGCCCUUCAACACAAAUGACCCGGCCACUCUCCUUGACCAGACGACCAACGGCGGCCUGAGCGAACAAAGCAGCAUCGAGGCGCUGGAGGAGCUCGCCAUCAAGGCCAAACGUGAGGCGCAAGCCAAACGCAAGCAGAUCCCGCCAUUCGUACAAAAGCUCAGCAGCUUCUUGGACGAAGAGAAGAAUGUCGACUUGAUCCGGUGGUCCGACAAAGGAGACUCCUUCGUCGUUCUCGACGAGGACGAGUUCGCCAAGACGCUCAUCCCCGAGCUCUUCAAACACAACAAUUACGCUUCCUUUGUUCGCCAACUCAACAUGUACGGGUUUCACAAACGCGUCGGUCUCUCCGACAACUCGAUGCGCGCCAGCGAGCGCAAGAACAAGAGCCCGAGCGAGUAUUCGAACCCGUACUUCCGUCGCGGUCAUCCGAACUUGCUGUGGCUGAUCAACAAGCCCAAGAGCGGCAGCAAAGGCAAGUCCAAGGGAGGGCAGAAGCCGCCGGAAAACGACGCAGAGACGGACGAGGAAGCCGGUGUCGAGGAGGUGGGACAGAGUAUCGGCGGAGGAUCCCAGAGUGGCCGUGCGCUGCCCUCUGGCAACAUGCCGCUCGAUAGGAAGGAGAUUGCACUGGUGCGGGAAGAGCUGGCGAAGGUCCGGGAGCAACAGAAGAUGAUCCUCAACGCCAUCAGCAGGAUCCAACGCGACAAUUCCACUCUUUACCAGCAAGCGGUCAUCUUUCAGGAGCAGCACGACCGGCAUCAGAACUCCAUCAACGCCAUCCUCAACUUCCUCGCCAACGUCUUCCGCAAGACCUUGGAAGACCAAAACUCGCAAAACGUCAACGAGCUGCUGGCCAACAUCAUGCCGGGCAACGGCAACAACUCCAUCCCCCAGGGCAGUGUCGUGGAUCUGGGUGACUUCGUGUCGUCGCAGGUAUCCGGCGCCAGUCCCGUCAGCGGGCCCAAGAGGGCGCGCGGCUUGCUCCCGCCCAUUCCCGUCAACGGCGUGAAUGCAGGCAGCAGCCGGGCGAGCAUGGCAUCUUCGUCGUCGUCGGGCAAGGCCACGCCAUCGCCUUAUCACAGCCACGCCAACUCGGUAUCGGGCACGGUGACCGAGCUUUUCGAUCACUUGGAUGGAGCCGAGACCGCCAGCCCGGCUGCUUCCGACUUGCUGGCGCAGGAGCUCAAAUCGAAUCCGCGCGAGAGCAUGAUGAAGAUCAUCCAAGACACCAACGCCAGCCGGUCGGCGGGAGGAGGAGCAGGAGGAGCAGGAGGAGGAGGAGGAGGUCUGGACCUGCCGGAGGUGGUAGCCAACGCGCCAGCCACCAUGACCAACGAUCAGCGGGAGCAGAUGCUCAACAACAUGAUCGCACAGACGCAGGGUCCCGAAGCCGGCACCGCACCUGUUCCCAAUUCCACGGCUGCUGCUGCUACUGCUGCUGCUGCUCCCACAGCCAGCAACACUUCGGGCGCCUCAUUCCCGAACAUCCCUGCUCCUACUUCAACCACCGCCGGCCACGCACCGGUCCCGGCUCACUCCCCGGCUCCCGGGCUAGGUGGCGGUGGCGGUGGUGGUUCGAAACCUGCGCCGCCGGCUAAUGCGAAUUUCUCCCUCUCGCCAGUCAUGAACGCGAACCCGCUGCCGCCAAGCCUCAACCACAUCAGCAACACGUCAGGCGAGCUCGACACCCUCCACCGCAUGACGCAGGACAGCAACGAGCGGCUGGCCAACAUCCAACACAUCCUCAGCCCGCUCAGCCCCUCGGGCCGCAUCCCCGGCCUCGACGACAUGGAAAACGCGGGCGGCUACUUCGAGAACCACAACCUCGACCUCGACCAUUUCCUCGACACCGACGCCUUUGACCCCAACAACACCUUUUCCCACAUGGACUUCAACGCCGGUGCCGCGGGCGCCGCUGGCGGGGAAUUCGACUUUGGUAUCCUCCACGACCAUACGGCCGCCGCCGCCGUGGAUCCGACCGCGGGAGGCCACCCCCCUGCCGGCGAUAACCCGAGUCCCAGCGGGACGGAGGAGAUUCCCCGGGCUGAUGAGUUUGGGUUGGCUGGAAAUAGCGGGAGACCCAGGGACACUAAGCGUCGUCGCGUCGGUUAA